This is a messenger RNA of Myripristis murdjan (pinecone soldierfish), 1127 nucleotides long. Its product is annotated as gastrula zinc finger protein XlCGF8.2DB-like. The record is from RefSeq and is a predicted model, not a curated record. The transcript is spliced from 2 exons. Lineage: Eukaryota; Metazoa; Chordata; Actinopteri; Holocentriformes; Holocentridae. Gene Ontology annotation, molecular function: DNA-binding transcription factor activity, RNA polymerase II-specific; sequence-specific DNA binding. Gene Ontology annotation, cellular component: nucleus. Gene Ontology annotation, biological process: regulation of transcription by RNA polymerase II. Bases 1 to 885 code for a protein of 294 amino acids.
AUGCCAGCACGGGAUUUUACCUGUGUCUUCACCGGCCGUCACCAGGGAGAGGAGGAAACGCAAGCGGUGCCAACUGAUGACUGGGAUGAGACCACAGAAGCUCAGUCAGAUUCAAACCCACUGAGUGAAGUCCCUCUCAGUCAUGACAGUCCUGAUGUGGGAGAGAAACCAGCUUCCUGCUCCAAGACCAAGAACACAGGAAAGAGUACAUUCCCCUGCUCCCUCUGUGGUAAACAGCUUACCCAGAAAGGAAAACUCAGCAGACACAUGAGAAUCCACACUGGAGAGAAACCAUUCCCCUGCUCACUCUGUGGAAAAAGGUUUGCACAGAAAGGAGACCUCAACAGACACAUGAGAAUCCACACUGGAGAGAAACCGUUCCCUUGCUCACUUUGUGGUACAGCGUUUGCACAUAAAGGAACCCUCGAGCUACACAUGAGAAACCACACUGGCGAGAAACCGUUCCCCUGCUCACUCUGCGGUACAGCGUUUGCCAGGAAAGGAGACCUCAACACACAUAUGAGAAUCCACACUGAAGUGAAAUCAGUCGUCUGCUCACUCUGUGGUAAAGGGUUUACUGAGAAAGGAACCCUCAAGACACACAUGAGAACCCAUACUGGAGAGAAACCGUUCGUCUGCUCACUCUGUGGUAAAGGGUUUGCACAGAAAGGACACCUCGAGCUACACAUGAGAAUCCACACUGGAGAGAAACCGUUCCGCUGCUCACUCUGUGGUAAACAGUUUACCGAGAAAGCAAAACUCAACAGACACAUGAGAAUCCACACUGGAGAAAAACCGUUCCCCUGCUCAUUCUGUGGUAAAGGGUUUGCACAGAAAGGAAACCUCAAGCUACACAUGAGAUACCACACUGGAGGGAAACCGUAGAGACGCAGUCUUGUGUGUGUGUGUGUGUGUGUGUGUGUGUGUGUAUGGGGGAAACUUCAUCGAGCAUCAUACAAAUGUAAGCAAACAUGAGUGUGUCAGUGAGAGCAGCAGCAGGAGAUGCUUCAGAGUCAAUGCUGAUGUUAGAGAUGCAGCACAUCCCAACACAUUUUGUUACAUAUGUUGUGUUCAUCCGGCCGCGGAACACUGGACCAGCUCUUUACCCUCCGGAGGGUGCUCGAGGG